CGUCAUAAAAACAUCUAACGAAGAAGAAGGACGCGAGUCAUUGGCGCUCGGGUAACAACAAUAAAGGGAAGUUCCACCGUCGUGCAUUUAUGUUUUUAGUAUUGGUGCUACAAAACUCUAAAAUAUUUUGCACGACUUUUCAUAUUUUCAACAAAGAUCCGACAAACUGCUGCUGAAUCUGCGUACAGCAAUGCAUAAAGAGGAGCUAUUUUUUCAGUCAGCCAAGUCGUGAUUUUUUUUAAAUAAGCGAGGAUUUUGUAAAACGACCAACAUUAGGGCAUGUCAAGCACAAUAAUGGACGUGUCCACCUCAAACCCAGAGCCCGAGUCUUCUUCUGCAGAAACGCUAACUGCUGGAUCCAGCACAGCUGAGACAUCCCAGUCCGCAUCUGCAAAAGGAAAAAGGCUUUUGAAAAGAAAAGCGGAUUCGGUUAAGGAUGACAAAAGCAAAAAGAAAAAGAAAACUAUAAAACGAACUAUGAGGCCAAAUUACACCGUGCAGGAGGGAGAGGACAUGCUUUUGAUUAUAUCAAAUAUAAACAGUAGUGACAGCAUAUGGAAGCCCAAGCGGAAGGGAUGUAGGAAAAAGAAGGUAAAAGCGAAAGGCAGGAGUAAAACCUCUGCUAACAAAACAAAAAAAGCACCAGUAAAAGCAAAAAUGCUCAAAGUCACAGAGCAAGCCAUUGAUAAGAAAGUUGAUUUGGAGAGUGUUGGUGAUGAUGGCUUUGACUGCUGGGGUCAGAGCUUGCCAAUAGAGGUCUUGGUGAAAAUCUUUCAGCUCGCAGUUCUCCAGGAUGGAGCCGUACCUUUUCUGUGCAGGGUAGGCAGAGUUUGCCGGCUAUGGAAUGGAGCUGCAUCCUCUCCGAUCUUGUGGCACAGUGUGUCAGUUGGCUACUGCUGGAUUGAACCCGGUAAGAGUCAAUUACCUGGGACAGAACAGAAGAUUAAAAACACUAUAGACUGGCUCGCUGAAAACAGAUUAUCUCAGUUGAGAGAGUUCUCCCUUUGCCACUGGAAAAAACAUGUUGAUUAUGUGAUUCAGAAAGUUUCACAGUCAUGCAAUCUUCAUUCUCUCAAGCUGUCUUACUGCAUGGGGAUGACAGAAACUGCCUUCCAAAACCUUGGUGCUCACUGUCAGUCAUUAGAGAAUAUCAAUUUGCAACACUCAGAGUUUAAUGUUGAUGGUCUGGUGACCUUCCUUGAGGCAUAUGGCAACCAAAUAAAGAAAAUAUACUUCACACACAGCACCAAGAGUGACAAACUACUCAGUGCUUUAUCCAAGGGUUGCUGUCCUGAGCUAAUGCUGCUGGAGAUCAAUACUAAGCUAGAUGGAGGAUACUGCCAGCUUCCUAUCUGUAUUCAAGCUUUGCAGAUUGGAUGCCCUAAACUUCAGACUUUUAGGUUGAUGAAUGUAACUCCAGUUCCUAAAAUGAUCCGCAACACACCCAGUUCAACAUCUGGUUUUCCCGUGCUAGAGGAGCUGUGCAUUGCCACUUCCUCUCACUCUUUCAUGACCGACACUGACCUGAACAAUGUGCUCCAUGGCUCCCCCCACCUGCGUGUGCUGGACCUGCGUGGUGCCUCUCGCAUCACAGCCACUGGCCUCUAUGCUCUGCCUUGUGAGAAACUGGAGUGUCUGUAUUGGGGCCUGUACUUCAACAGCAAUACUAUGGUAACAUCCAAGAAAGGCAUACACAUGCUUGCCCACAAAUGGAGCAACACCCUCAGAGAGCUUGAUUUGGCCAACCAGCCAUUUUCAGAAGAAGACAUGGAGAUUGCCAUGGGACAUCUUGCACAUGGUGCUGGAGUCGAUUUGUUUCGCUCCCUUAACCUCAGUGGUACUAAAAUCACUUCAUCUGCACUCAGGUUGCUAAUUAGCCAGUCCUUGGCACUGAAGUACUUGAAUCUGUCUUCUUGUCGGUAUCUGCCCAGAGGACUCAAACGAAUAUAUCAUGGUCGAGAAGACAUUCAGCUACUACUGGACAAAUUACACUGAACAUGUAUAUAUUGCAGGAACUCUGAGAUUUUAUUCACUUAUUUUUAACUGUACACAAUGUAAUCUCUCUCUGUCUCUGGGAUUUGUAUAUAACGAUUAUUCCACAUUUUCAAUUUAUGUCAGAUUGCAACUACAGUUUUUUUGUCAUAAAUACUUUCAUGUUCUGGUACGCAAUAAACAUUGAAUGUUAUGACUUU
This is a messenger RNA of Puntigrus tetrazona (Sumatra barb), 2192 nucleotides long. RefSeq names its product F-box and leucine-rich repeat protein 6 (gene fbxl6). Gene Ontology annotation, cellular component: SCF ubiquitin ligase complex. The record is from RefSeq and is a predicted model, not a curated record. Gene Ontology annotation, molecular function: protein binding. NCBI's taxonomy places the organism in Eukaryota, Metazoa, Chordata, Actinopteri, Cypriniformes, Cyprinidae. Gene Ontology annotation, biological process: SCF-dependent proteasomal ubiquitin-dependent protein catabolic process.